AUCCAAACAUGAAACAUCACGGGGUCGAUUUUGCGAUCAGCUUAGGUGAGAAAACUAAACGGAGAAGACAAACAAAAAAACAAAGAUGCCGAAGAAGAAGCCGGUGAAACAUUCCGGCGACGAUGACAUCGCAGCUCCGGUAUCAUCGCAAACCGGAUCUUCGAUUGAUACGUUGUGGUGGUGGUUAACACAUAAAGGAACCACCACUUCGUUCCUCUGCAUCUCACUCUUCGCAUUACUGAUCCGAUCUGCUGUAUCGAUGUAUCCAUACUCCGGCGCCGGAACCCCUCCUAAAUUCGGCGAUUUCGAAGCUCAGAGACAUUGGAUGGAGAUAACCACAAAUCUUCCGGUUAUCGAUUGGUAUAGAAACGGCACUAACAACGAUCUCACUUACUGGGGAUUAGAUUACCCUCCGUUAACUGCUUACCAGAGUUACAUCCAUGGAGUCUUACUCAAAAUCUUCAAUCCUGAGUCUGUUGCUCUUCUAAGCUCUCGUGGUCACGAGUCUUAUCUUGGAAAGUUGUUGAUGAGAUGGACUGUUUUAUCGUCUGAUGCUCUCAUAUUUUUCCCAGCUGCUCUCUUUUUUGUGUUGGUGUAUCAUAGGAAUCGAACUAGGAGUAGUAAGAGUGAAGUGGCAUGGCAUAUUGCUAUGAUUCUCUUGAACCCUUGUUUGAUCCUCAUUGAUCAUGGUCAUUUUCAGUACAAUUGUAUCAGCUUGAGACUUACACUUGGUGCCAUUGCUGCGGUACUAUGUGGGAGCGAGGUUCUCACUUUUGGUUUGUUCAGUUUAGCUCUCAGUCAUAAACAGCUAGUGAUAGCAUGUUGGUCAAAUUCUGUUCCAGUCACAUCUUGGUCAUACUGUUUGGUUUUGUCUACGUCGCAGAUGAGUGCAUAUUUUGCUCCUGCCUUUUUCAGCCAUCUACUGGGAAAAUGCUUAAGAAGGAGAAACCCAAUACUUGCUGUGGUUAAGCUUGGAAUUGCAGUCAUAGCCACGUUUGUUAUUGUUUGGUGGCCAUAUCUGCAUUCUUUGGACGACUUCUUAAUGGUUCUCUCCCGUCUUGCCCCAUUUGAGAGGGGAAUAUACGAGGAUUACGUGGCAAAUUUCUGGUGCACUACGUCCAUACUCAUAAAAUGGAAAAAACUGUUUACAACACAAUCCCUCAAGUCUAUUAGCUUAGCUGCAACUAUAUUGGCUUCUCUCCCUUCAAUGGUUCAGCAAAUCUUGUCACCAAGUAAUGAAGGUUUCCUAUAUGGGUUGCUCAACAGUUCAAUGGCUUUCUACUUGUUUUCCUUCCAAGUGCAUGAGAAAUCAAUCCUGAUGCCUUUUCUCUCUGCAACACUAUUAGCUCUCAAACUCCCUGACCAUUUCAUUCAUUUAACAUAUUACGCUCUCUUCUCGAUGUUUCCUCUUCUUUGCCGUGACAAACUCUUGAUCCCUUACUUAACACUAUCCUUUCUCUUCACCAUCAUCUAUCAUUCACCCGGAAAUCAACCGGUACAGAAAACGAAAGCUUCAAUUUUCUCCUUCAAAAACUUUCCGGGUUAUGUAUUCUUACUACGAACCCAUUUCUUCAUCUCCAUAGUUCUUCAUGUCCUCUACCUUACCAUUCAACCUCCUCAAAAGUACCCUUUCCUAUUAGAAGCACUAAUCAUGAUUCUCUGUUUCUCAUACUUUGUAUUGUUUGGCUUUUACACCAACUAUACGCAGUGGACUUUGUCAAGGCAUUUCAGGUCCUCUGGUAAAGAAAAGAAACACAUCUGAACAUUUGAAGACAAAAGACAGAACUCUUGAGAGCAAGGUUGUUCAACUCAGUUCCAUUUUUGUUUUCUUUGUUUUUCUUUUUGGGUAAAUUGAAUGUAGUGUAGGGUCUUUAGCGAACCAAGUCAAAAUCAUCACAGUAGAAUCGAGCUAGACAGAACCGGUUUACACAAACCGGUGGUUUAUCAUCAGACUUGUUGUAUUUAGUCCACGUCUACUAAAUGUUGGUAUCUAUUCCAAUGCCUAGAAAUUGUAUUAUGAUGUAGGAUUCUUUUGAGUUAGAAAUUAAACCUUUAAUGAAAGAAAACGUUAAGUUUUUA
Molecule: messenger RNA, 2079 nt
Organism: Camelina sativa (false flax)
Lineage: Eukaryota; Viridiplantae; Streptophyta; Magnoliopsida; Brassicales; Brassicaceae
Source: RefSeq, a predicted model, not a curated record